GUGCCUUACGACUUGUACGAACGUACGGUAUAUUGACUAUCAUCAGACGAACUCGGGGGCGUCCGCUGUUGUUAGGUUGGAUGCGUUGUAGGAUAGCAAUACAACCAGUUAGCCAAAUCUUGUUGCUUGUAUAAACUGUCUAGUAGGGCAUUUGUGUCUUUCUAUUUGCUUGUGUCUGAUUGGCCGGGGCAGUAGUGCCAAGUCGGAGGCCUGACAUCAGCGCCGAAAUUCUCCGCAUUUCGAAUAUUUUGGUAUUUGAAUCUUCUUUCUGCUCAUAUUCAGACAAUUGAUUGCGAGAAAUCAAGACGAGAUAACAGUAUUCAAAAUGCAUUCUCCAUCACCACAGCUGCUCCGUGCCCUGCGCACAUUCAUCACACCCACUACUACCAACACCACAACCACUGCCCUCCGAUCCUCACGAAUCGCACCGCAAUGCACCGCAACCAGCACCAUAUUCAACGCCUCCAGUCGCCGCUACAACAGUACCGAAUCCCCCCGUCCAACCCGCAUGAUCCCCCGCUCCCACGCCUCCAAACCAACAUCCCACGACCGCGGCCCAGCAGUCCAAGAAAACACAAACACCGACCUCAACGCGCUCAAUGUCCUAGGCAACAUCCCUGCGCCUACGACGGCCGUGGAAGCCACAAUAGACGACGGGUUUCAUUUGGAUAACGGGUUGAAGGUGCGCAAUGGAGACGGUGUGAUGUUGGUUGGCGGAGAGGCGUUUGCGUGGAGGCCGUGGGCGACGAAGGGGUCUAAGGCGGAGAUGGUGAAUAAGAAGGGGCAGUUUGAGGUUGAUGAGGAGGUUUGGGGGGUGCUUGGGUUGGUUUGGCCGAGGCCUGAUCUGUUGAUUAUCGGGAUGGGGGAGAAUAUGUUCCCGCUUUCUCCAGAGACAAAGAAACAUAUCAGUUUGCUGGGGAUUCGAGUUGAGAUUCUGAGUACGAGGAAUGCAGCGUCGCAGUUUAAUAUGUUGGCGACGGAGAGAGGUGUGACGGAGAUUGCGGCUGCGAUGAUUCCUUCCGGGUGGAAGGGGAGGUAACCUGUGUAUGGGGUGUUUGGUGUUGGGUGUUAUAAUAUGACUAUGUACUAUAUUGUAUUUCUAUGGCAAUGUAUAGCUCUUCUCUCGAUGUUCCAU
This is a messenger RNA of Aspergillus glaucus CBS 516.65, 1135 nucleotides long. RefSeq names its product Mth938-like domain-containing protein. The record is from RefSeq and is a predicted model, not a curated record. The transcript is spliced from 3 exons. Gene Ontology annotation, cellular component: mitochondrial inner membrane. NCBI's taxonomy places the organism in Eukaryota, Fungi, Ascomycota, Eurotiomycetes, Eurotiales, Aspergillaceae. Gene Ontology annotation, biological process: mitochondrial respiratory chain complex I assembly. The coding region runs from base 326 to 1039 and encodes 237 amino acids.